UAGUAACAUUCCAAUAUGUUCUUAGUUGUUUCAGACAGCAGUGAAUCUGAAGAAACUCCGCCAUCUUCUCCUAGAGGAAGUAAAACACCGCGUGUCAGCAAUACUCCUAAUCCAGAUGAUGAGAAGUCAGUCAAAAUUAACAUGCAACCAAAAAGACAAAAAACCAAUUCUGUUUCCAUAACCUACAAGGAUCAUGAAGGUGCUGAAUUACCAAAAGAAAUACUUAAUGAGUUGACACUUUUCCAAAGGAAACAGAAGAAGGGUACUAUUGAUGUGUGGUGGUUAUACGAUGACGGAGGACUGACAUUGCUUCUUCCAUACAUCAUCAGCACUCGACAACAUUGGUCAUCCUGCAAACUCCGUGUCUUUGCACUCGCUAACAAGAAAGACGAAUUGGAAUUCGAGCAACGGAAUAUGGCGAGUUUAUUAGCAAAAUUUCGAAUUGAUUAUUCCGAUCUGAAGAUGAUACCCAACAUAAUUAAAAAGCCUCAAGAAGAAACUCAAAACUUCUACAAUUCUCUCAUCAAGGACCUAAUUGUAUCAGAUGAAUGCAAUCAGGAAAAAGAGAACAGACUGACUAUCUCUGAAUCUGAGCUUUUGGCUAUGAAAGACAAGACAACGAGGCAUUUACGGUUAAGAGAACUUCUGCUAGAGCAGUCAAUGGAAUCAAAUCUUAUCGUAAUGUAAGUGUUUACUAAUUUUUC
Molecule: messenger RNA, 704 nt
Organism: Bemisia tabaci
Lineage: Eukaryota; Metazoa; Arthropoda; Insecta; Hemiptera; Aleyrodidae
Source: RefSeq, a predicted model, not a curated record